Molecule: messenger RNA, 3723 nt
Organism: Canis lupus familiaris (dog)
Lineage: Eukaryota; Metazoa; Chordata; Mammalia; Carnivora; Canidae
Gene: PLA2G12A
Product: phospholipase A2 group XIIA
Exons: 4
Coding region: 76-648 (190 amino acids)
Biological process (GO): phospholipid metabolic process; lipid catabolic process; arachidonate secretion
Cellular component (GO): extracellular region
Molecular function (GO): calcium ion binding; A2-type glycerophospholipase activity
Source: RefSeq, a predicted model, not a curated record
CGCGGAGCGCGAGGCUGGCGCCGCUGCCUAGGGCGCCCGGUGCGCUCCGUGGGGGCACGGCCCGGUGCGGCGCGAAUGGCCCUGCUCCCGCGGCGGGCGCUCGCCCUCCUGCUCCUCCUCUUCCUGCCCGCCGCUGCCCUGUGUCAGGAGCAGGCCCAGACCACCGACUGGCGGGCCACGCUGAAGACCAUCCGCAACGGCGUUCACAAGAUAGACACGUACCUGAACGCCGCCUUGGACCUCCUGGGAGGCGAGGACGGGCUCUGCCAGUACAAGUGCAGCGACGGAUCUAAGCCUUUCCCGCGUUAUGGUUAUAAACCCUCCCCACCGAAUGGAUGUGGCUCUCCACUGUUUGGUGUUCACCUUAAUAUUGGCAUCCCUUCCCUGACAAAGUGCUGCAACCAACAUGACAGGUGCUAUGAGACCUGUGGCAAGAGCAAGAAUGACUGCGAUGAGGAAUUCCAGUAUUGCCUCUCUAAGAUCUGCCGGGAUGUGCAGAAAACACUAGGACUAGCUCAGCAUGUUCAGGCAUGUGAAACAACAGUGGAGCUCUUGUUUGACAGUGUUAUACAUUUAGGCUGCAAGCCAUAUCUGGACAGCCAACGAGCUGCAUGUAGGUGUCGCUAUGAAGAAAAAAGUGAUCUCUGAAGAAGAUGCUAAUGGCUGGUGACAGGACAGAAGAAUAUAGAACUACUGCUUUACAGUAUAAAGCUGCCUUAUUUUUGUGAAAGGAUUAUUUUAAGACUUUACUUUGACAUUAAAACUUCAGACUAAAGCAAAAAAUGGGAAAAGUGAUCUUCCUGGACAAUGUUCCUUAGUGUGCCAAACUGUCUUGACCAAUCUCAGAGAGAGGUGCAUGUUAAGGAGAGAAUAUUUUAAAAGGAGUCUGUACUCAAUUUUCACAGCUGUGUUUACCAAAACAAUGAGGUCAAAUGUAAAACUGAUUACAAGGUAUGUUAAACACUGUCUUAUUUGGAAAUAUGGGGAAAUCUUCACUUAGAAGUAUGUUUACUAUAAAAAUUUAAAUAUACAUUUAUUCCUGGAAGGAUCUUUUUUUUUUUCUAUUUUAAUUAACACAUUCUAUGCUGUUUUCCUGUUGAGGAAUGGGCUUGAUGAGCCCGUUAAACAUAUGAGUAAGUCUCACUUCUGUUAAUGAUAAGACUAGUUAUAAGGACAAGGUUUCCAUGUCUUUCUCUCUCUCUCUCUCUUUUUAAUAUAAUUGGAACCAUCAGCUAGUGGCCUCUUAGGGAGCAAAACCAGGAUCUGUAGGUUUUACGUAAUGUGUUUGUAAGGUGAUAUGAACAAAAUUCAGAAAAGCCACUCCCAUUCUAUGAAUCAUUCAUAUGACAAAUAUCAUAUUUUGCUAUAACCUUUGCCUAAAUUGAAGAAAACAUGGAUUUCUUGAGACAAAUGAGAAGUUACUUCACAUACACAUUAGAGAAUUAUAUGCUACUAUGCUUUGGUGUUUAUUUCCUAGCACUUGGUCCUCAUAGUAGAUUCAGGUAUAUCUUUAAAAGUCUGAAACCUUUUCUUAAUAGUUGCCUUAAUAAAUAUUAUUCUAGAUACUUUUUAAAAAAUUUUUAACUGUGGAGUCAAAAGGGAUGGUAAAGCAAGAUACAAAGAACUAUCUUUUGUAGAUUUCUCAUUUACAUUGGAAAUUAUUAGUAGAUGUUUAGAAGCAAAUCACAGGACUUUAGCUGCCUCUGAAAAUGUCUAUAUGUGUUGAAAGCUUUUCCACCCUUUGGAAAGCACAGCUGUAUUCAUCUACUGCUCUUUGCCUCCCGCUGGCUAUGGGCUUUCCCUAGCCUUGGAUCCCAAGCACCAUAUAGCUUUUGGGUAGCUUAUAUAGCCAAAGUUAUUAAGAUAAACUGCUUGAAAAUGUCAGAGAAGGACAGCUCCAGGAGAAGUGGUUCUUUUUAAGUCACUAUAGGCAGAAGUGAGCAAAGAGAAAAAUAUGUUCUGGAGAAGGGGCUACAUUCCUAACUUUAAAUAGAUAUCAUUGCUAAAGACCUAAUACCUUUCCAAACUGAGAUGAUGGAACUUUUCUGCUAAGGAUGUGUCCUCUAUGAGAUGAGAAAUGUGUAUCCCUGUGACUAAUUGAGCAAACUGGGCUCUAACUUAAAUGUUUGGAACCCUUAAUUGAUACUUUUAAAAAGGUAACAGUUUUAUAAUCCAUUGUCCAUAUUUAAUCUUUAUCAAUAUUUGCCAUUGAAAUACUUGACCAGGUAACUUUAAACUUACAAUAAAUUUAUGGAUUUUCUUGGCAGCAUUGGCUCUCAAGAGGACAGACUUAGAAUUCUAUAAAAUCUUUAGUUCAUGGUCACAAAUUCUACACAAAGAUCCAAAGAAGCUUUUUUUCUAUGUUAAGAUUUUUAUCUUGGAAUAAUUUUAGAUUUAUAGAAAAGUUGCGAAGAUAAUAUAGACUUGUUAUAUAUGCCUUACCCCUAAUGUUAACAUUUUACAUAAUCAUGAAACAUUUAUUAAGAAACCAACAUCAGUAAUUACUAACUAAACUCUAGACUUUGUUUGGAUUGUACUGGUUUUUCCAUUAAUGUCAUUUUUCUUUUCCAGGAUCCAAUCUAGGAUACCACAUUGCAUUUAGUCAUCAUGCCUCUGAUAAGCCUCUGGUCUGCGAUGGUUCCUCAGGCUUGUUGUUCAUAAUCUUGACAGUUUUGAGGAGUGCUGGUCAGGUGUAUUGUAGAAUGCCCCUCACUUUGGGCGUGUCUGGUGUUUCCUUCAUAUUUGACCUUGGGUUAUGGAUAUUUUCAGGAAGAAAACCACAGAGGUGAAGAAGGGUUCUUCUCACCAGAUCAUAUCAGUAGUUGAAUGUAAUCAACUUGGUAUGGUAACUCCAAACACUUGGUGUAGGUAGUGGCUGUUGGGUUUCUCCACUGUCAAGUUAUUACUUUUCCCUUUCCAUACUUCUGUUCCUUGGAAGCCAGUCCCCAAAUCAGUCUGUGAAAGGUGGGGGGUGGGCAAGAGUCUGUUCUACCUGCUGGAAAGGGGAAUUUCUUUAUAUGAUUCUUGGAAUUUUUCUGUAAGAAAGAUUUGUCUCCUCACCCGUCCCAUUUAUUCAGUUAUUUAUAUGAGUAUGGACUCAUGUAUAUCUCUUUCAGACUUUGAGUAAUGUUUAUUUUAUUGCUCAAAUUGUUCCAGCUCAGCUAUUGGGAGUUAUGUCAUUUUGGCUCCUGUGUGUCUGUAAUGUGCCCCCAUCCUUUUGAUUUUUGAGCACUUAAAUACUUUCUGGCAAGAAAGUAGGAGAUGUCACUCUAGACUUGUCUUCUAGGCUUCCAGCACCAGAAUCAGCCUCUUCUCCAAAGAGCACUGGUUCCUUUUAUUGGAGAAUGCUUUCUGUUGGAACUUAGGAACCAAUACCUGGGUGCUGAGUGUGCUCAUUGCUGUUGAGGUGUCACUGCUGCUAAGACCCUCCCAGUAAACGGAGCUAGGAAAUAUGUAUGCAUAUUAAUCCAUGUACAUGUACAAUCUACAAUGAUUUCUGUAUGUGUAUAUAUGUUAAGCUGAAUGUGAGUCCUUACUGAUGUCUGCACUUGAAUCACGUACCACAGGGCAUGUAUUUAGAUUUUAAGAAUGGUAUCUGCACUAUCCAUAGAAUAAAGCUCAUAAACAAGCAAAAAAGAAAACCCCAAAACUAGCUUUUAGCAGCUCUAUGCAAGAAACAUAAUACUGAUAUUUUUUAAAUAAAAGUGAAUUGCCUUUAAAUAA